This is a messenger RNA of Beauveria bassiana ARSEF 2860, 1389 nucleotides long. Its product is annotated as CS domain-containing protein. Gene Ontology annotation, biological process: protein stabilization. The record is from RefSeq and is a predicted model, not a curated record. NCBI's taxonomy places the organism in Eukaryota, Fungi, Ascomycota, Sordariomycetes, Hypocreales, Cordycipitaceae. Bases 1 to 1389 code for a protein of 462 amino acids. Gene Ontology annotation, molecular function: protein-folding chaperone binding. The transcript has a single exon.
AUGUCCCACAUCACCCUCGCCCAACAGGGCCUGGCCGCCGUCGAGGCCAAGGAUUGGGACGGCGCCAUCACCAAGCUUUCUAAAGCGCUGCAGUCGUCGUCCAACCCAGCUUGGCUGCUCGCACGCUCCAAGGCGCUCAUUAAUCUGCAACGCUUCGAGGAGGCCCUGGAUGACGCCAACCUCGCCUGGCACACGGCCUAUGAGCGUAAUAAGAGACCGCUGAUGAUCGAGGCCCAUUACCGCCGUGCCGUGGCUUAUUUCCGCCAGGGCCAAUUUGCCAACGCCGACGCCUGCUGCGUCUACGCCAUGCGCCUCAUCAAGGGUGCGCCCGCCAUCGAGAAGGAGGACCCGGUCGCGCACCUCAAGGACCCGGCGACGGGCCGCUGGACGGCGACAGCCAAGGAUGCCAUGCAGGAGGCGCAGAGCGACUCUAUCAACAAGAGCAAGGGAGACGCGGCGGCCGUUGCUAUGGGCCAGGAGCAGGUGCCGCACAGCAAGGAGUGGCGCAUGGCGAGCACGCUGCGUAUUCAGAUUCUCAGGGCGUUGGAAAACCUGCCAGCAGACGACUCCGCGCGAAUCGCGACAGCACCGCCAAGACCGGACAAGAAGAAGCUCGCAGAUUUUUCUAGGGCCACGGAGGAGGCUAAGCCAGCUACACCAAGUGUAACUUCCGAGACCUCCAUACCCAAUUCAAUACAAACACCUGCUGCCGCGAAGCCAGCUGUGCCUAGCGAUGCACCGCUACGACUGCAAGAUUUCCAAAGCAACACAAACAUGUCGGUGUCUAUAUUCUCCAAGGGUGUUAACAAGGAGACGCUCAAGGUUGAUUUUCAGCCGCAUUCCGUUCAUCUUGAUCGCGUCAUCUAUCCCAGCGGUGAAGAGAGGGAGUUUCAGCUCGAUCUGUGGGGAGAAAUCGACACGACGGCGUCCAAGUACACCGUCACACCGAACAAGGUCGAACUGAGCCUUGUCAAGAAGACGCCUGGGAAGUGGGCUCAGCUGAAAUCGGAUGGCCGACCUAGGGAGGCAGCCUCUUCAUCAGCAACCGCUGGCGCUCCAAAGAUCGAGUCAGUUUCAGCUACUCAAACCUUCGUCGAACCCAAAGCGCCAGCCGCCGCGGGCCCUGCGUACCCUACAUCGUCACGCACCGGCCCCAAGAACUGGGACGCGCUCGACGUCGGCGAGGAUGGCAAGGAAGACGAGGACGGCGACGUCAACUCGUUCUUCAAGAAGCUGUACAAAGGUGCGACACCCGAACAGCAGCGCGCCAUGAUGAAGAGCUUUACGGAGAGCAACGGCACUAGCCUGAGCACAGACUGGAACGACGUCAAGGGCAGAACCGUCGAAACGAUCCCGCCAGAGGGUGUCCAGGCGACGAAGUGGGAAUAG